AUGAAUGAGCAAUUGUGCGUAUGCGAUAACAUUGGUCACUGGAAUGAGGCAAAUUGCCAUAGAAUUAGCCGCCGAUACAAGUGCCAAUCAGGUCAAAUUAUAUGGAAAGAUUGUAACCAAUGCAUCUGUCAAGAAGACGGCCAGUUAUCGUGCACGGUCUCCACUUGUCUUGAUGACGCAACUACCGCUAAAAGUGUAUCUUUGAUUCUUCGCGAAAAGUUGUCAACUGUUAGCCCUUGGUGUACUCCAUUCAAAUCAUAUUACAUCAACUGUAGUAUAUGCGUCUGUCCCGCAUCAGGCUGGACUUCUGAAGCCACUUGUGCUCUAGACUCAUCUUGCCAAAAAUUGCCAUCUGAUUUUAUCACUGAUAAGAGGUUAUGCAUACCUAAUGUAAUGUACUUGUUUCCUUGUUUUCACUGUUUAUGUUCGGAAGACAGAUAUUUUGUACCUGAUAAGUGUGUAGAAACUUGUGCAUUACAAAUUGAAUCACCUAGGAGAUGUCUCUCAAGAACUUUUUAUAGAAAGAACUGUAACGUCUGCUGGUGUCCUGAUGACAGUAUACCUGAUGAGAAACAUUGCACUAAUGUUGUUUGUAAUAAAGAAUCGAAAUUUAAAUUUCUAGAUAACCUCAGAAAGGGAUCGACCAAGUGUGUACCACAUACUUUCACGAAACCAAAAUGCUACUACUGUGAUUGUAACGCUAACGGAAACAUCAAUGAAAAUGCGUGUCUCGAAUUAGAUUGUUUGAAAAGCAACAAAUUCAAAUAUGAUGUAACAAAAACAACAUGUAGUCCUGGAGAAAUGGUACCUAUUUGUAUAGAAUGCUUUUGUUUAAGAAACGGACAAACAAGCAAUAAAUACUGCUCUAGAAUGUGCUCAUAUAUUAGUAAACUGAACGUGUUACAAAAAGUUUUAAAAGAUAAUGCAAAAAAUAACAGCCUGAUUGAUAGAGAUGCUAUUAAAAAUACUAUAGUUAAUGAUAUUUGUGAAACAAACACAGUGUAUUUAGAUCAAGGUAGAUAUUGUAUAUGUCCAAAAAGCGGUAACACUCAUUUCAAACUUUGCACAUCUAUGACCGAAGACAAAGUAUAUAGAACCAGAUCAGCUAUGAUAAAGAGCUAUAACAUUAUAAACGAACAAUACAAUCAAACUUGUGACCCUAACACAUUUGUUGAUAUUGACUGUAAUACCUGCUACUGUUCAAAGAACGGAACUAUUGAUCUUAAAUGGUGUACCUACGAUGAUUGCGAUGCUAAAAGAACUGUCCAAAAUAAUAUUAAAAAAUCUUUACCACCAAUAACUGUUUCAGAAGUUAGUGAUACAUGCACUCCUGGAUCUAUAUCUAAAAUCGAUUGCAAUUUUUGUAUAUGUCCUGAUACAGGUAGUUUUAAUGACAGAGUAUGUACAAAAAACGCUUGCAAAGAUUUAGAUGAGUCAGCAAACAACGAUUUCUUAAUCUGUGAUCCAUUGCAGUACUAUAUUGUAGAUUGUAAUACAUGUAUAUGUCCUCAAGAUGGUUUUAAAAACGUAGCUCGAUGUACAAAAAAUGUUUGUGAAAAGAAUUUUCUCAGAUCAGAAAAUUGUGUUUCUGGUCAACUUUUCAGUGACGACUGUAAUGUCUGCGUUUGUCCGCCCAAUGGUAAUAAGGCUGAUAGAGUAUGUACUAAUUAUACAUGCUCUGAUGCAGGUACUCCUUGGAAGGAGAUAUUUACGCUAUCCAAAAGUUUGUUGAGUAUACAUGAUUUUGAUUAUAGCACAAGAAAACUAGAUAUGUGCUUUCCCGGUGAAGAAUUCGUGGUUGAUUGCAAAGUUUGCGUUUGCCCAGAUAUGGGUCUAAGAGUUUAUGCUUCUUGCACUCAACUUUUAUGUAACGAUACUUCCAAUAUUGACAAAAAAUAUAAUCAAGAACCUUUAAGUGGCUCUACAAACAUUGAGGAAUCUCACCCCCGAACUAGAAGAGAAGACCAAGGUUGCACGUCUUUUAACCUGACAGAUAGUUCAGAGAGAAAGGAAUGCACUCCUGGGUCCAUGUACAUCAUCAGAUGCCGGCAAUGCAUUUGUCCCUAUAUGGGUAAUAUCAAUCACUUCUGUCGUCCGCUACCAGAAGGUACUUAUUGCGAGCAAGCGUUCCCGAAUUACAACUAUUUACCCAUGGGCAGAAGACGUCAAGAUAACUCGACAAGUUUCAAUACUGCUGAUACGACAGAAAUCAUUCCAACGAACCACAAUCACACAGAGUAUAAAUGCGCAAAACCUGGUAGGAUCAUAGAUAAGUGUUUCAUUUGUGAAUGUGAUGACCACAAUGUUAUUAUUGAAGAACAUUGCUUCAAAAGUAAUGCAAAAUCGUGUCUAGCUGCUGAAAAACCUACAUUUUUAAAAGACAAUAAACUUAUUGUAAUGUGAAUGUAUCUUUUUGUUUAGUGACUAAGUAAGAAUGUAGUC
Messenger RNA from Achroia grisella, 2442 nucleotides. RefSeq lists its product as uncharacterized. The transcript has 4 exons. Gene Ontology annotation, molecular function: peptidase inhibitor activity. The record is from RefSeq and is a predicted model, not a curated record. Lineage: Eukaryota; Metazoa; Arthropoda; Insecta; Lepidoptera; Pyralidae. Bases 1 to 2403 code for a protein of 800 amino acids.